AUGGCAAAGAGGUCCAGGAAGAAGAAGGAGCAGCCGGCGGCGGCGGCGGCAGAGAGCCUCCCCGAGGACCUCCUCGUCGAGGUCCUUGCGCGGGUGCCCUACAGAUCGCUCUGCCGCUUCAAGUGCGUGUCCAAAGCAUGGCGCGCCCUCUGCUCCGACCCCGGCCUCCGGAAGAGGUCGCCGCAGGCCCUGUCGGGCUUCUUCUGCUACGCUCGCAGCGACUGGAAUAACGAGCUCUGCUUCCGCAACCUGUCGGGCCGAGGCCGGCCCCUCGUCGACCCCGGCCUCCCUUUCCUGCGCGGCGCGUGGGACGGGGGCGUCCAGACCGUGGACUGCUGCGGCGGCCUCCUCCUCUGCAAGUGCUGGAAGAUACCGUCUGCCACCAGCUCCGGCGCCGACACAGAGUUCGUUGUGUCCAAUCCAGCUACGGAGAAGUGGACUGUCUUGCCUGCUAACGAGGAGCUGCUUCAGGAGAGGAACAUCAUCCAAGAUUGCACAGAUCAGCUGGUGGCAGAAGAUCCAGGAGAUCCAUCCAUGUGUGUAGACUGUGCUGGUGCACCAGAUCCAGUGGACCCUGGUGUGGCCUGA
Molecule: messenger RNA, 588 nt
Organism: Triticum dicoccoides
Lineage: Eukaryota; Viridiplantae; Streptophyta; Magnoliopsida; Poales; Poaceae
Product: F-box protein At5g07610-like
Exons: 2
Coding region: 1-588 (195 amino acids)
Molecular function (GO): protein binding
Source: RefSeq, a predicted model, not a curated record